AUGUCUCGGUGUUUUCCUUACUCGGCUCCUGGGCAUUUAAGUCAGGGAUUGGUCGAAUCGCUUAAGAGAAGAUCUGUUCGCAGAACUAUGGAGGUUGUUCAAACAGGUUCAUUAAAACACUUUGGGAUUAGGCUUGAGAGAGAAAGGGUUCUACCAAAAUCAGAGCAAAAGUUACAUAAGAAGAGGGAGGGGGAGAAGGUCAAGAAAAAUAAGGAUAAGAAGGGGAAGAAUAAAACUCAAUGUCUCUCCAAGAAAUUUAAGAAGCUUGAUGAUGUUCAGUGUGGAUAUAAAGAUGAAGUUCAAUUGGAGAAAAGUAACAUUACUGAAGAACAUGAACCCCCAGCUGGAUAUAUAUCUGAAGGUAGCCAAAACAGCCUUAAGAGGAAAAGGGAAACGGUUCCCCAUAGUGAAUGCAGGGUUGAUGGGAAGAAAAUAAAGAUUCGAUUUACCUUGAAAACCCCCCAUGGAUCUGAUGCAACUAUCAGUAAAGAAUCAGCUUGCUCUAGCGGUGUAUCAGCAGAUUCUAAUCAAAAUUCAAGGUCUUCUGUUGCUUCUGCGCCUCAACGGGAACUGUGGCAUAAUGUUGGAUUGAAGGAGCAUAGUCCACCUUCAGAACCAAGUUGUUCUGUUGCUUCUGUGCCUCAACAGAAACUGUGGCAUGAUGUUGAAAAGAAAGAAAAACAUCCAUCGUCUUCUAGAACAUCAGCCAGAGACAAUAAGAUUUUUAGGGCUGCAUUGCAGUAUGAAACUUUGAUAGAGAAUUGGUUGCCACCUAUGCUCGAACCCGAGCUGAAUGACGAUGAUAGUGGUGAUGACUGGCUUCUUCCUAAAAGGCAGCUAGGGAAACCAGCGGCCAAGAGAUUAGAUGAUAAUGAUGUUCAUUGUCAUUCUAGUUCAACUUCAUGUCCUCGGGCACAUUAUCUACCGGAUGCUGAGAUGUAUGCAUUGCCGUUCACGGUUCCAUUUUGA
Hibiscus syriacus is the source of this 969-nucleotide messenger RNA. RefSeq lists its product as uncharacterized. The record is from RefSeq and is a predicted model, not a curated record. Bases 1 to 969 code for a protein of 322 amino acids. Lineage: Eukaryota; Viridiplantae; Streptophyta; Magnoliopsida; Malvales; Malvaceae. The transcript is spliced from 4 exons.